Messenger RNA from Brassica napus (rape), 351 nucleotides. RefSeq lists its product as uncharacterized. The transcript has 2 exons. NCBI's taxonomy places the organism in Eukaryota, Viridiplantae, Streptophyta, Magnoliopsida, Brassicales, Brassicaceae. The record is from RefSeq and is a predicted model, not a curated record. Bases 1 to 351 code for a protein of 116 amino acids.
AUGAAGAUCGUUGUGAGUAAGCAAGAGUUAGAGAAGCUGCUCCAAGGAUGGUCAUUCCAUGAAAUGGUCUACCAGACUCUUGAGAAACAAACUUUGCUUUCUGAUGAUGAUAAUCUUCAAUAUGCAAGAUUACUUAGAGAAGGUGUAGCCGAUCAUACUGGUGAAAGAACCAGCAACACUGAUGGUGAUGACAAUAAGAACGUGAGUGUUAUGAUAAUGAAAAUCGUUUUGAGUAAGCAAGAGUUAGAGAAGUUGCUCCAAGGAGGGUCGUUCCAUGAAAUGGUGUACCAGACUCUUGGGAAACAAACUUUGCUUUCUGAUGAUAAUAAUCUUCAAUGUAAUACAGGUUAG